This is a messenger RNA of Oncorhynchus nerka (sockeye salmon), 2438 nucleotides long. It is a transcript of the gene map1lc3b, whose product is annotated as microtubule-associated protein 1 light chain 3 beta. Lineage: Eukaryota; Metazoa; Chordata; Actinopteri; Salmoniformes; Salmonidae. The transcript is spliced from 4 exons. Gene Ontology annotation, cellular component: cytosol; autophagosome membrane; autophagosome. Gene Ontology annotation, molecular function: microtubule binding; ubiquitin protein ligase binding. Gene Ontology annotation, biological process: autophagosome maturation; autophagy of mitochondrion; cellular response to nitrogen starvation. The coding region runs from base 210 to 587 and encodes 125 amino acids. The record is from RefSeq and is a predicted model, not a curated record.
AAUAUCAGCUGACUGGUUUGUUUCGCUAUAGACUCCGCAGCAAUCAGCAAAGAAGGAAUAGCACAACAUCAAAGGACUCAACUUCUUAUCAUUACAAAAAAACUGGGCUUUGAUCGCCCAAAAAUUUACAACACCUACAUUUAAAUAUAUUUUCAAUUCAUACAGGGAUCUUUUGCCUCGUUUACAAAACGCUUUGACCUGCGUGAAAUAUGCCUUCAGAGAAGACGUUCAAACAAAGGAGGACAUUUGAGCAGAGAGUAGAUGAUGUGAGACUGAUUCGAGAGCAGCACCCCAACAAGAUCCCAGUCAUCAUCGAGAGAUACAAGGGAGAGAAGCAGCUGCCCAUCCUAGAUAAAACCAAGUUCCUGGUUCCUGACCAUGUCAAUAUGAGUGAGCUGAUCAAAAUCAUCAGGAGGCGCCUCCAGCUGAACUCCAACCAGGCCUUCUUCCUGCUGGUGAAUGGCCACAGCAUGGUCUCCGUGUCGGCAGCCAUCGCUGAGGUGUACGAUCGCGAGAAGGACGAUGAUGGCUUCCUCUACAUGGUGUACGCCUCGCAGGAGACCUUUGGAACCAUAACCCCCCAGUAACAGCCUCCCACCUCCGCACCAUAGCUCGGACAAUGAUAUCUCCUCCUCCCUCCUUGAUCCUUCGUUCCUAAAUACAGACCGAUCCCCCUUGCCUUCCCUCGAACCCUUGCUUAAAACCUUAGCCAAGACAAUGGGAACCAGACUGACUUCUUCUCCCAUGCCCUUAAGGGCCCCUUAUAGAUAUUAAAAGCCAUGUCCUGCACCUUCUCAUACUCAUACAGCCCACUACCCAUUACUCAAAACCUCUCCCCGUUCAUCCAUUACUCAAAACCUCUCCCCGUUCAUCCAUUACUCAAAACCUCUCCCCGUUCAUCCAUUACUCAAAACCUCUCCCCGUUCAUCCAUUACUCAAAACCUCUCCCCGUUCAUCCAUUACUCAAAACCUCUCCCCGUUCAUCCAUUACUCAAAACCUCUCCCCGUUCAUCCAUUACUCAAAACCUCUCCCCGUUCAUCCAUUACUCAAAACCUCUCCCCGUUCAUCCAGCCAUGUGUUUAGGAAAAGAGAUUCAAUAGUUAUCUUUGGGUUGUUUGGUGUAUAGAAUGGAUUAGUAUAGCAGAGAUGAUUGCCAGUUCAGGUUGAGUUCGACUCAAACCAUUUACAGCUUAAAUCCCUGCUUGAGUCCAUCAUGGUUGAGUUCAGUUAUACAGAAAUCUCUAUAUUUUAUUUUCCACUUGUUGUGUUUGCUAAACUUGAAUGAGCUCAGUAUUUUGGAUGAAGCUUCAAUCACAACAGCUGUUGAGGAAUUUUCUAACAGUUUAGUUAAAGCGUUGAAUCCAGUUUGACAGACAAACUACUUCCACAAGAACAUGUUUCAUCAAAUCUCCUAUAAUUGGUGACUCAGGCCAAUAGUCUCAACUGGUGUGACUAAAUGAGUGGUUCUUUUUUCUUUAGUCUUCCCUUUAGCAACUUGGUUGAAUAUUCUAGGCCAACUAUAGGCUUCAUUGUAUUAACACAAGUUUUUAAGACUAACAUGUUAAUGUGCGUUCAGUUUAGCAGUUCCCCUCCCCCUGUGUUGCUCUGAGCUACUUGAUAAGGGUUGUGGGUUGAGAUUAUUUUACUUUGCACCUUUCAAAAAAUUCAAUAAAAAUGAAGGUCCUUUAAAAAAAAUAAAAAAUCUUCCCGCGCUUUGUUGUAAACUUCUCCACGUAGAAGAGAUGUUAGGGAUUCCUGGUUAAAAAGGAAAGAAAUGCUACCGAAAACCUGCUAUGAUGAUUGUUAUAAGAAAUUUGCCUCCAUGUACAGCAUGAUGAUCGAAUUGCACGUGUGUGAAAGGGUCACUGAUGUGGGAUAAUGCUGAUGUCAGAAGUGGGGUUGGUGGCUGUUUUGGACUGGGCGGGCAUCACGGCCGGGUCUGUCCACCAACCAACUGUCCAUCCGUCCCCCUCCUAGACCUGCCCUAGGGCUCUGAACAGUACUCAUCCCAGGGUGGCAUCACGCGUUUAGAAUAUUCCAUUAGUUUAAUAGAGGGUUAUUUAUGCCUUUUCUAAUGUGUGCUGACUGUUGUGCUUUUCCUUCUCGCUAUCCUCUCAACUGUUGGAACUCUUUAAAUGUUAGAUGCCUUUUUAAUCUUCAUUUUUGGCAGAUAAUCUUUCUGUUUUUAUUUAAUGUGAUGUUACUUCCUUGUACAAAUGUCCAUAUGCUAUAUGUGUGUGUAAUGAAUACGAAUGAUUCUAUGAUCAGUUUGAUUGAGGGUUUAAUAACAGAGGAAUGAUACAGUUUUAUCAGCCCAAUGUUCCUCUGCAUGCUCUGCUGUUUGCCGCUCUCAUUCUUCAUAUUCACAGCAAUAUUACACAGCCUUUUAUUGUUGUAUUUGUUGGUAUUUUAUGAAUAAAACAACUAUGUAAAGGUA